This is a messenger RNA of Ichthyophthirius multifiliis, 1035 nucleotides long. RefSeq names its product protein kinase, putative. NCBI's taxonomy places the organism in Eukaryota, Ciliophora, Oligohymenophorea, Hymenostomatida. Gene Ontology annotation, biological process: protein phosphorylation. Gene Ontology annotation, molecular function: protein kinase activity; ATP binding. The record is from RefSeq and is a predicted model, not a curated record. The transcript is spliced from 5 exons.
CAAAAUUUAAGUAAGAACAUAAAUAAGAAAUAUCUAGGGUAUCACCAAUAAACGAAAAGAAAAAAUUAAAAGAAUAAUACGUGUGCAAAAUGAAAAAAUAAAAAAAUAAAUACAAAUACUUUUCAUCAGAUGAUAUAGAAACAAAAAUUAUAGAAAUGCUCAAAUAAAGUGGAAUAAAUUAAAAUUUCGUAAUAAAUUUUUAAGAAUUAGAAUUCGGGCACAAAAUAGGAGAAGGAAGUUAUGGUUAAGUAUUCAGAGGAAAUUGGUUAGGAUAAGAUGUGGCUAUUAAAAAUUCAUAUUAGACGAGUUUAAGAUUUUAUAUGUGAAGUUAGAGUUAUUAAUAAUUUAAGACAUCCUAAUAUAGUUUUAUAUAUGGGUAUAUGCUUACACUAAUCUUAAUACUUUAUGAUCACUGAAUAUUUAAACUAAGGUUCAUUGUUUGAUUAUUUACAUAAAAAAUAAAUUAAUUUAACAUAAAAACAAAUUUUUAAUAUAGUAGAAGAUAUAGCUUUAGGAAUGACAUAUUUACAUGGUAGAAAAGUACUUCAUUGUGAUUUAAAAAGUUCUAAUGUACUUAUAGACGAAAAUUGGAAUAUAAAACUAUGCGAUUUUGGUUUAUCAAGAAUAAAGUCAAAACUAAAUAAAAAAAAAAAUGAAAAAAAAGAAGAAGGGCUAAUUGGAACUCCUUAAUGGAUGGCCCCUGAAGUAAUGAGAAGGGAAUAAUAUUAGGAACAUUCAGACAUAUAUUCGUUUGGAAUGAUAUUAUGGGAAAUAGCUACAAAAUAAAUUCCACAUAAAGGACUUUCUCAUUAAUAAAUUUACGGGACAGUAGGGUAUGAUGAAAAUUAUGAAGUAGAAAUUCCAAAAAGAGGAAAUCCUAGAUAUUUAAAAUUAAUGAAAAAAUGUUUAAAUAGAAAACCUUAAGAUAGACCUCCUUUUAUUGAAAUAGUUAAAGAAAUUUAAGAAAUGAAAUAAGAAUUAAAAUAUAUAGAAAAAAAAUAAGUAGUGAAAGAAAUUAUAAGAUUUUUUAGUUGA